GGCGGAUGACCUCUCUCUGCCCCGUGGCGGAAGGUGGAACUUCCUGCUCCGAACCGGGCGAGAGGAUCGUGUGUGUGUGUCGGAAAACUACCAGAUGGCUGACUCGUGAACGUCAGUCGGGGAGCAAGAAAGGCUGCGCUCCUUGCCGGGGGGGGGGGCCCUGAGGUGCUGGUGGGCGGGGCGCGUGCGCGCAAGCAAGCGACAGAAGCGGCGGCGGCGGCGGUGGUCGCGGGAGGCGACGGAGAAGAGCAGCAGCUCGCAGCACCAUCGUCCCCGCCCGGAAGCUGAAGCGGCGACGGGGCAGCUGACUGGGGGAUGGAAGCGGGGAAGAUGGAUGAGAAUGAAUGGCGUUACCACGGAGAAGGCAACAAGAGCCUCGUCGUCUCCCACAAACAGCGUUGUGUGGUACUGCGUUUCUUGAAGUUUCCUCCAAAUCGAAACAAGACUCCAGAGGAAAUCUUUCACCAUCUUCAGAACAUAGUAUACUUUGGCAAACACAUAAUGAAGCAGUUUUUUGGGGAGAAGUAUGUUCAUCAUGGGGAGGUUGUACAGCUAUCUUUGGACUUCGUAAAACAGCUUUGUUUAAAGAUCCAAUCAGAGAGGCCAGAGUCUCGCUGUGAUAAAGACAUAGAUGCUCUUAGUGGCUAUGCUUUGUGCCUUCCUAAUCUAACCAGGCUACAUUUUGUUGAACAUCGACCAAUACUUUGUAUAGAAAUUAAGCCCAAAUGUGGGUUCCUCCCUUUCUCCAGUCACAUCUCGCAAGAGAUCAAGGGCACAGUAUGUCGUUACUGCAUGCAUCAACAUCUAAAGGUAGCAAAAGGAAAGUGGAAGCAACUAAGUAAAUAUUGUCCAUUAGAUCUCUUCUCAGGAAAUAAACAGCGAAUGCACUUUGCUUUGAGAAGCCUAUUGCAAGAGGCACAGAAUAACUUAAAAAUAUUUAAGAAUGGUGAACUAAUUUAUGGCUGUAAAGAUAAUGAGGACGUGCUCUCAGACUUGAAUGAACUUGCUCGCCAGCUGAAGCCUUUCUUCUUUCCUUCAAAUGGCCUGGUCAGUGGGCCUCAUUGUACACGGACUAUUCUGAAAGAAUUAAUCCAUGUAAUAACGAUGACUUUACUCAGUAGCACAGAUGUCUGCAAAGCAGGUGAUAUGAAGAUUGUUCCCUCCUCACAAGGAAGGAGUUACUGUGAAGCCAGUGCUUUCAGUAAGGAGCUGGUAAGAAAUGGUAAAAAUAAAUUAGAAACCUCUGGUUUGCCAAGAGGAUGUCUCCUCUACAAAACACUUCAGGCUCAGAUGUUGGACAUGCUGGAUAUUGAGGGUGUUUAUCCUUUGUACAACAGAGUAGAGCAAUACUUGGAAGAGUUUCCUAAUGAGAGGAGCAUGUUACAGAUAGAUGGGCCUUACAAUGAAUCUUUCUAUGAGAAGCUACUAGAUCUCUCAACUGAAGAUGAUGGAACAGUAGCAUACGCAUUGACAAAGGUUCAGCAGUAUAGAGUUGCAAUGACAGCAAAGGACUGUUCCAUCAUGAUUGCCCUUUCGCCUUGCCUCCAGGAUGAAUGUUUGGAGCAGAGGCCAGUGAUUCCAACCUCUAAAUCAAGAUUCACCUUUUCAGUCUCUGUUUUGGACCUUGACCUUAAGCCAUAUGAAAGCAUCCACCAUCAAUACAAACUGGAUGCGAAGAUUGUCAACUACUAUUUGAAGAACACACAGGCCAAAGAUGACUCUGUUAUGUCAAAUCUCUUAAAAGAAAAUGAAGACUGCACACUAGUUCUCCAUCAAAUGUAACUGGCUAUCUUUUUAAUUGUACACAGAUGGGGAAUAAUAUUUCCCCCCCCUAUUUUCAGUUGUGCUUUAAAUUUAUUUGCCUUUCAGAAACACAGAAUACCACUCAACCACCUUUCUUUCAAUAUAUAAUAACCUUGAAGGAAUGUAUUCACUGUAAAAGAGACGUGUGCCAUACCUUACAACCACUAGUAGGUGCCGGAAAAGUAGAUCUGUUUUGAAUCAAGGGACUACUAUGAAGCAUCAAAAAUAACUUUUUGUCCUUGAGCCAAUGAGCUAGAGAGUCCCCAUGAGGUGUUCUAAUGCUACUCUGUUAAUUGCUGAGUAGCUCUUGCUCAAAAUAAACAGUAAAAGUGAAUGUUCACAUCAAGAUCACAUUCAUGAGCUGAAUAUUUGACAGAUCAAGCUGCAACAUACGCAGCACUAAUAGUAGCAGGAAUAUUUUUUCAGAGACUUGUAAAAAAAUCUACUUUGGGAAACAAAGUGGUGAUGUGGUGCUCGGUUUCAGAUGUUUUUAAAUACAUGCAAAUACACUUACAAAACAAGAUGAGUCUUUAGGGAUAAAAACAGUUCUGGCUACUUAGAGUAAAACUAUUAGAGCAAACUAGCUUUCUUAAUGUAAUAGAUGCUGCUGUGAAAAUUUUGCCAAAUGACUUAAUCACAAAGAAGCCCUUUCUAACAAUGGAGUGCUAGCACAAUUAUACUCAUUUGAAGUUAAAUAUUGGACUUAAGUUUUCCUGAACGAAAGGGUUUUCCCCCCUUUCUAACCAUACUUUGCUUAGAACAUACUUUACUUUCAGUUUUUUAAUGCCCUUUAGGCAAUAAAAACCUGAGGUUCAUUCUUGAGCUUGGUAAACUAAGCCCAGCAGUAGUCAAGAUGUUCUAGUAAUUAGUGUCCGUCAGAAAUUUGCUUCUCAUUAAAUAGGCAUUAAUUAUCGUUGGCAUGGGACAUUUUCUCUAAAAGUGCCUGUGUUUAGCCCUUUGCCUAUCUUCUUAUGUACAAAAAUAGGGGGAAAAAUAUGCCUCAACGUUGGCAGUCUAGGACUUAGCUGCCUUCUGCACUGCACAAGAGCAAGGACUUUUGGUGAAUAAAUGUCAUGGUUCUUGAGCUUCUGAUUUAGAAGUUCUGGGAGUGCAUAUCAUGAUUUACAGGCUUAUUUAGGAACAGGAAGCAGAACCUUUCACACAUCAGUCUGUCUAGUGGCAAGUGCUGCUAUGUAAACUUACUGUAAGUAGGUAAGGGUCUAUUCUGUGAGAUAAAGCUGCUUAAACCAAAACAAUAAAGUAUCUGUUUUAAUCUAUUUAGGGGCAUAAUCUUAUGUUAUUACUUCUGCUUGUGUCACCAGUGAUCUAACCAGCUUAUCUAUUUUAACACCUCUGUCCCUAAGAAUCUACAUGGAUACUCAACAUAAUGAUUGAGCUGCUAUUUAGUAGCAGCUCAAAGCGUAGGUCCCUUUUUGCACUAUCCCUAUUGAUAAUACAAAAAAUACUUAUUUUGCAAGUCUCUAGCAUUUGGUGAUUCUUGCCAACACCUUAAUAAUCAAAUUCUGUAUCUUGGGAUGACAUCUGUCCAAUCUAAUAAUCUUUGGUAGACUAGAGACUGUAGAAAAAGUCACUAAACCUCAAGAAGCUGAACUGCAGUUUAAGACAUAGUUCUGGAAUAAGACUUGAGGCUGUGGUUGAAUCGAGUAAGCCUGCCAUGUCGAAUUGUUGGUUGCAUCAUGAACAAAGUGGCAUUGGUAUCAGGUAGUAGCUUAGUCAGAUGGGACUGUGGGCCAAACUGUGUAUUACAUUACAACAUGUAGCUUAAAUAACAGGUACAAAAGGCCUGAUGAGGGGACCACAGUGGGUGAGAGGUGACUCUUUCUCUUCCUGCUUUGGUCUUGCUGAAAAGAUCCCCUUCCUGAGGCAAAUAGCAGCAGCUUCAGCUGAGGGCAUUUUUGUCAAAACUGCAGUUAAAUAUCUCUUCACCCAUGAUCCUGAUCAGGGCCCUGUUCUGUGGCUGUUAUUUAAGAUUAACUUGCAUGCACACAAACAUGCAGAACCAAAGUGUACGGAAUGUUUAAUGAAAUCUGUCCUCCUUUCUUAGCAUGUAAAGCUUCUGCAAGAAGGCUGCUAUUCCCAUCAUUCCAAAAGUAAUGCAUAAAAUAAAGAAAUAGAACCGAUAGCUGUAACAUAACCCUGCAUCUUUUAAGUUUGUCUUGAAAAAUCCAUUGGAAACAGGUCAAAUUACAUAUACUGUACUAAGUUAAAAUGCUCCCUUUAAAAAAGUGCUUUCAAUUUUGAUCUUGAGGACCUUUGAAAACAGAGAUUGCUUUUUGCAAGGAUUGUUGCAGCACUUCUAAAAGAGCAGCAAGAACGCUGAUAUAGUUACAUGGUAGAGUUUCAUAAACCUAAGCUGAUCUUAGCAGAUCUGAGCCUAGAAAGCAUGUAGGUAAUAUCUGGAACAUGUGUUAUGUGGGUCAGUGGUCUGGAGUGUCUUCUCUUUCUAUAGGCAAUUCUCAAACCAACACCUUACAUUUUGUAAACUAACCUUUUUUUCUGAUCCACUGUAUGUUAAAAAUCACCAAUUCUGUUCCAUGAAAACGGUAUAAUGAACAUGGUUUUGUCUUUAAUCACAGGUUGUGGGAGAAGUAGUAGUUGUGCUACUGUAUCUUCUUAAGACACUUAAACUUGAUUUUGUUAAACUUGUGCUUUGCAGUAUUUCUGUCUAUCUAAAAAUCACUGUCAUGUAUACAGCUGUGAAUUGAAACUGCCACUUUUAAUAGACUUGAAUUUAUCAGAUUGAUCUCAAGAGGUUCCAGGAAAUGCUAUGGAAAGGGGGUGGGGGGAAACACCACUUUGGUACAUUGAUUCAGAAAGGUGUGUGUGUUUAAAACAAAAUUCACUCUACUUGUAUAUUUUAUUUGGCAUUUUGUAUUUAAAUGGCUGUAUUUAUUUGUCAUGACAAUUUAUAUAUAUAUAUAUAUAUGUGCCAUAAUUGUACAGAUAGCAUGUUUUAUAGAUAUGGUUUCUAAAUGGAAAAUAACUUAAUGUUUCUAUUCAAUAAAAGUAUAGAUGCAUAA
Molecule: messenger RNA, 4844 nt
Organism: Hemicordylus capensis (graceful crag lizard)
Lineage: Eukaryota; Metazoa; Chordata; Lepidosauria; Squamata; Cordylidae
Gene: IPPK
Product: inositol-pentakisphosphate 2-kinase
Exons: 13
Coding region: 316-1782 (488 amino acids)
Biological process (GO): inositol phosphate biosynthetic process
Cellular component (GO): nucleus
Molecular function (GO): inositol-1,3,4,5,6-pentakisphosphate 2-kinase activity; ATP binding
Source: RefSeq, a predicted model, not a curated record